UUACUGAAUUUCAAGUUCGACUCAAACUCGAAAAAUUGUGCCAAAGAUCGCAAAAAAACGCAUCAGACGGAUGAGAACGAGACCAAGAAGCUCGAGAAGAAGUCAAUAAGUAGUAAAAAUGACAUUAUGACAAAUCGAUAGCUGCGAAAUAGUGCCCAAGUUGCCACUACUCUCAAAGGCUACAAAGGAGGCCGAAAUUCUAGGUUGGUAUUCCAAGCCACUCCAUGAGGAGUAGAUGCUCUGCUGAAGGAUUUUAAAAGAGAAGAUUACCACCUGAUCAAACCCCUUGAAGCAUUAAUGACCAUGAUCCUUGGCCAAAAAUACUAGCACAUUUAAAAACCCUACUAUAAAAUGACAUAUGUUAAACAUAAUGAUCUGUAAAUACCCACCAUGAGGUCAGGCGGAAAACAAUAUUUCCCUUAGAUAAGUAUAGCAACAUAAUCUCAACAACAACAACACCAUAACAAUGUAAAGAGCAAAACAAAAACAUAUACACUUAGCUGAGAACAAAAAAAUUUCCCGAGAACAGCCAAAAACCGGUCUCAACUCGUAAAAUGAUAUUCUGAAAUCGAUUGAAAAUAAUAAUGUUUUGAGUUUGGCGAACAGCAGUCUAUUACUGAUAGUCGUUGGGUAAACACAUUGCUCGCGGAGAAAAAACACACGCUCGCCAGACAAGUCUCAAAUUAUUCAAAAAGCAUUUCUAUAAUUAUGGCCAAAAAUCUAUCGAAUCCCCUUAAGGUGGCGCUAAGAAGUCGCAUGAAAGGUGAAGUUUUGAAAAACAUUACACCCGAAUCCAGAGCCAAACAGUCAAAGGCCAUAACCGAAAAGGUUUUGCAAACGGAAGCAUUCCGUAACUCACAACGUAUAAGCAUCUAUUUGAGCACCAGCUCAGAGGUGGACACGGGCGAAUUGUUGAAUGAAUGUUUUCGUUUGGAAAAACAUGUUUUUGUGCCAACCUAUGAGGGUAGCAAUAUGGAAAUGGUACGUCUGAAAAAUUUGGAAGAUUACAAUUCAUUGCCGUUAACCAAAUGGAAUAUCAAGCAACCCAGCGCCAAAGAGGGCCGUGAGAAUGCUUUGACAAAUGGACAAGGCAUUGAUUUGUUCCUUAUGCCAGGCGUAGCUUUUACCUUGACCGGUGGCCGAAUGGGUCAUGGUAUGGGCUAUUAUGAUGGCUAUCUGAGACGUCACCAAAACACCUAUCCGAAUAAGAAAACCACUUAUAUGGCUUUGGCAUUUCGCGAACAGAUUGUCGACGAGAGCGAAUUACCCUUGGACGAUCAUGAUGUAAAAAUUCAUACAAUUAUAACAGAAUAGAGAAAAAAAAAACAGAGAGCAAAGAUUUAUGGACGAAGCACUGAUUGACCAGUGCCAAAUAGACUAACUAAGGAUUAUCAAUUUAGUUUUGAUAAGGAAUAAAAAGCAAUAAUAAAUGGUGAUAACAACCAUGACACGAGCAGAGAAAUGCACAAUGUAAUUAAUAUUUUUUAGAAUGACGUUGAUAAUAAAAUAAUUUGUUUAUUAGUUUGUUUGUAUUUUGUUCUAUACAUACUAAAUAUGUUUUUGUAUUUUGUCUUUGUUUAUGCAAAAAAAGCAAUAUUGUUUUAAAAUUGAGUCAAUAAAGUAGUAAAGGAAACUAAAAUGGAAAA
This is a messenger RNA of Musca domestica (house fly), 1646 nucleotides long. RefSeq names its product 5-formyltetrahydrofolate cyclo-ligase (gene Mthfs). Lineage: Eukaryota; Metazoa; Arthropoda; Insecta; Diptera; Muscidae. Bases 709 to 1314 code for a protein of 201 amino acids. The record is from RefSeq and is a predicted model, not a curated record. Gene Ontology annotation, biological process: tetrahydrofolate interconversion; folic acid-containing compound biosynthetic process. Gene Ontology annotation, molecular function: 5-formyltetrahydrofolate cyclo-ligase activity. Gene Ontology annotation, cellular component: mitochondrion. The transcript has 4 exons.